AUGCCUGAUUUUAUUUAUUGUGAACCUUGUUUAAAAUUGGAGAAAAAAGAUGAGGAAGAUUCUGAUAAAAAUAAUCCAUUUUCACAUUAUGAUAUCAAAUGUUAUAGCAAAAAUAUAAGUACGAGUAACCUUUCUCGUCACCUAAUUAAUGUGCAUAAAAUAUCAGAAAAAACUAAUAAUAAUAAAUCCAUUCAAACUCUAAAAAUGUUUAUAAUGCCAACGCCAACAUGUAGCAAGAAUAUAAAAGAUAAAAAAUGGCUCUUAGGGCGAAAUUAUGUUUUGAUGUGCUGCUUAGAUUUAUUGCCAUUUGAUUUUAUAAGCAAUAAUGGGAUGACAGACUUUCUAAAGAUAAUUGAUUCCUCAUCAGAAUUGCCUAAUAGGACAACUAUUAGUCGGGGAGCACUUGAUGAUGUUUAUUGUUCUAUAAAGGCACAUGUUUUAAACCUGAUUGAUGCUGGUCCAAAAUUCUGUUCCAUUACUUUUGAUUUAUGGACCGAUCAUUUCAAGCGGCGAUAUUAUAUUACAUUUAGUCUUCAUCAUUUAGAUGAAAAUUUUGAUUUAAAAUAUUUUACCCUGGCAACCCGAAAUGUGACUCAAAAGCAUACUGGGGAAACCAUAUUAUCGGAGAUUGAUGGUAUCGAAGAGGAGUUUCAUUUAAAAGCCAAAAUAAUACAAAUGGUAACUGAUGCAGGGGCAAAUGUCAAAAGAAGCGUCAGAUUGGGGGAUUAUGAGCAUCAUUUAUGCUUAGGCCAUGGACUACAUAAUUUGGUUACAGUUGAUGGCAUAAAAAAAGUUGCCAGAAUUGAUAAUCUCCUUAAAAAAAUUAGAGAAAUUAUUUCAGCCCUCAGAUAUCGAGUAGCUGAUUUGGAAUGUGAAAUUGAAGAUGAGCAUCGUAAAUGUCUCCAGUCAAUUUAUGAGACAGGUCAUAUCUUGGAUAUUGAUGAUUCUGAUCCAUACCUUGAUGACCAUUUUGAUAACGAAGCGGAUAAUAGAAAUGUCAUUACACCAACCAAUCUAUAUAAUACAAAAACGUUAAAAUUAAAUUGCCCUACCCGCUGGCACAGCAUAUUAAUAAUGCUAGAAAGUGUUCGUAGCGUGAACAAAAAUCCUAUUAAUAAUGUUUUGAAUAAAAUAGGAAAACAAUGUUUAAAACUUUUUAAUAAUGAAUGGGAUAUGAUUGACGAGCUUUAUGCCGUAUUAAUUCCAUUCCGAGAGUCGGUGGAAUUUCUUUCCUCCCAAAAGGGAUCGACUAUAAAUCUAGGUGAAAUCCAAGUUGAAGAUAAUGGAGAGACUUCCAGUUCUUAUAUCGCCAAAAUAGCUCGUAAACAUUGCAUUCCAGGCAGUGAUUAUAACAAUAUAAGUAAUUUAGAACAAGAAUGCCAUAUUUUGCUAAGCCAAAAUAAUAUCCCAGAAGAGGAUGCAUUUACCUUUUGGAAGAAAAAGCAACUGGAACUUCCUAUGCUGGCUAACUUAGCUAGGAAGGUUCUUUGUAUACCUGCAACCAGUACACCCAGCGAAAUAAUUUUUUCCAUUGCUGGAUUAAUACUCAAUGCAAAAAGGACUUCUUUAUGUCCCACCAAUCUUGAUAAAAUUCUAUUAAUUCAUGAUAAUUAUAAUUUAGCUAAAUCUGAAUUCUGA
Molecule: messenger RNA, 1638 nt
Organism: Gordionus sp. m RMFG-2023
Lineage: Eukaryota; Metazoa; Nematomorpha; Gordioida; Chordodea; Parachordodidae
Exons: 5
Coding region: 1-1638 (545 amino acids)
Biological process (GO): regulation of transcription by RNA polymerase II
Cellular component (GO): nucleus
Molecular function (GO): protein dimerization activity
Source: RefSeq, a predicted model, not a curated record